GGGGAAUUAAGUAACCUUUGGAAAGAUUGCAGUGGACCAGGGAAGCAACAGUCACCACAGGUGGCAUCCUGCAUCCACCAGAGUAGAAAAGGAGGAGUAAGAAGGCAUUCUAGAAGUGUUGGUGCAGUCACACCUUCAUUUCUCUUCCCUUUCUAUAUUCUUGAGAUAUGACUCCUGCUGUCUUCCUGGCCAUCUUGUGGUUGGUAAUGGCCUCAUCAUCACCAUCACCUGAUCCCAUUUUGGAUGCUGAAUGGCAGAAGUGGAAAAUAAAAUAUGGAAAAACAUACAGUCUGGAGGAAGAAGGACAGAAGAGAGCAGUAUGGGAAGAAAAUAUGAAAAAGAUCAAACUGCACAAUGGGGAGAAUGGCCUGGGGAAGCAUGGUUUCACCAUGGAAAUGAAUGCCUUUGGUGACAUGACACUUGAAGAAUUCAGGAAAGAGAUGAUUGAAAUCCCAGUCCCAACUGUCAAGAAAGGGAAAAGUGUCCAGAAACGUCUGUCUGUUAACCUGCCCAAGUUUAUAAACUGGAAAAAGAGAGGCUAUGUUACUCCUGUGCGGACACAGAUUGCAUGUAAUUCUUGUUGGGCUAUUUCUGUUACUGGUGCCAUAGAAGGACAGAUGUUCCGGAAAACAGGCCAACUGAUCCCUCUGAGUGUACAGAACCUAGUGGACUGUGUUGACGGAAGUGGCUGUCAUGCAGGCAGUGUGUUAGAUUCUUUUAAGUAUUUGAUGGAAAAGGGAGGUCUAGAGUCUGAGGCAACCUAUCCAUAUGAAGACAAGCAAGGAUCAUGCAGGUACAAUCCAGAGAAUUCUACUGCUAGUAUCACAGGCUUUGAGUUUAUCCCAAACAAUGAGGUUGACCUAAUGAGUGCUGUGGCAAGUCUUGGGCCCAUUUCUGUUGUAAUCGAUGCAUGGCAUGAAUCUUUCCUGUUCUAUAAAAGAGGUAUAUAUUAUGAGCCAAACUGCAAUAACAGUUUAUUUGCUCUCAGACAUGCUGUGCUACUGGUUGGCUAUGGUUUUAUAGGAAGAGAAUCAGAAGGCAGGAAAUACUGGAUCAUCAAGAACAGCCUGGGUACAAAAUGGGGCUAUAAAGGCUAUAUGAAGAUUGCCAAAGACCAGGGAAACCACUGUGGAAUUGCUUCACUUCCCGUUUUCCCCAGAGUGUGAACUGCCUGGUGCUGACAAGGAAGGAAUGGACAGAAGACACCAUGUAGAGAAGAGGCACUUCCAUUUCAAAACAGCGGGUCACUGCAGUGAAUAUGAGACACUGCAGUCACUGAAAAUCCAGUUGUGAUGUCAAGUUUGUGACACAUUUAUUCUCAAAAGACAUGACCAUUACUGUAACUGAUGUCAUACACUGGUUUGUUUUUGUUUUCUAUAACAAUGUUAUCUUUUUUCUGUAACAAAUUAAGUCUUUAGAAAUAAAGGUUUAUUUAAAUGUUA
Mus musculus (house mouse) is the source of this 1442-nucleotide messenger RNA. It is a transcript of the gene Cts3, whose product is annotated as cathepsin 3. Bases 168 to 1166 code for a protein of 332 amino acids. Gene Ontology annotation, cellular component: lysosome. Gene Ontology annotation, biological process: proteolysis. Gene Ontology annotation, molecular function: cysteine-type endopeptidase activity; cysteine-type peptidase activity. The record is from RefSeq and is marked validated. NCBI's taxonomy places the organism in Eukaryota, Metazoa, Chordata, Mammalia, Rodentia, Muridae. The transcript has 8 exons.